Molecule: messenger RNA, 1467 nt
Organism: Bombina bombina (fire-bellied toad)
Lineage: Eukaryota; Metazoa; Chordata; Amphibia; Anura; Bombinatoridae
Gene: SKIC8
Product: SKI8 subunit of superkiller complex
Exons: 10
Coding region: 226-1143 (305 amino acids)
Cellular component (GO): Cdc73/Paf1 complex
Molecular function (GO): protein binding
Source: RefSeq, a predicted model, not a curated record
CGUAAUCAGCAGGCGUCUUGGAUAGCAGCGGUGCAAUUUGCACACCAACAGAAAUUAAGAAGGUAUUGUGAGGGAUCUCGGAUUAGUAUUUACAGAUCAAUAUAAAUACCGAUAUUUGGGUACGAAAGAGAUUAAUCAUCUCGAGUCACUUUUGUAUAUAUGACUAAUAAAGUUUUCUCACCUUAUUUACAUCAUUUUCAUAUGUGACCAUCCUAAAGUGUGAAGAUGAGUACGCAGUACAGUAUCCUCUGCAAACAGGAACAAGCUCAUGAGGAUGCUAUUUGGUCAGUAGGAUGGGGCAAGAAUGCAAACACCGGGGCUGAGACAGUGAUCAGCGGUUCCCUUGAUGAUUUGGUGAAGGUCUGGAAGUGGACUGGUGAACAACUUGAUCUGCAAUGGACUCUGGAAGGGCAUCAGCUAGGAGUGGUCUCUGUGGAUGUCAGUCCAAGUGGUAACCUUGUGGCUUCCAGCUCUCUUGAUGCACAUAUCCGCCUCUGGGAUUUAGACAUAGGCAAGCAGAUACGUUCCAUUGAUGCUGGGCCAGUUGAUGGUUGGUCUGUAGCAUUUUCUCCUGACUCUCAACACUUGGCCACUGGAAGUCAUGGAGGGAAAGUGAACAUAUUUGGUGUGGAGACUGGAAAGAGAGAAUAUUCUUUGGAUACUAGAGGCAAAUUUAUACUCAGCAUUGCAUACAGUCCAGAUGGGAAAUACUUAGCUAGUGGAGCCAUUGAUGGGAUUAUUAAUAUCUUUGAUAUUGCAACUGGAAAACUUCUCCACACGUUAGAAGGACAUGCUAUGCCUAUUCGAUCCCUGACCUUCUCUCCAGACUCGCAGCUGCUGGUCACAGCCUCUGAUGAUGGUUAUAUCAAGAUCUAUGACGUACAACAUGCCAGUCUGGCUGCUACCCUCAGUGGGCACGGCUCUUGGGUCCUGAGUGUGGCAUUCUCUCCAGAUGAUGCUCAUUUUGUUUCCUGCUCCUCUGAUAAAAGUGUAAAAGUCUGGGAUGUUGCCAGCAGAACUUGUGUUCACACAUUCUUAGAUCAUCAAGACCAGGUCUGGGGUGUGCAGUACAACAAAAAUGGCUCUAAAAUUGUGUCCGUUGGAGAUGAUCAGGAAAUUCACGUUUAUGACUGUCCCAUAUGAUGCACUUUACUCAGGGUAGAUUUGCAAGGAAAUAACGCAGCUACUGGAUAACACAGAUAAUGGAAACUGAUUGGAACCAUCCUGCAAAAAAACAAGACUUUCACAUCAUAGAAUAGCACCGGCUGCGUCACAUCAAGUUGUGUGUAUACAAGAAUUCAAUUUUUUGCUUCCAGAAUUACUAUUGGAGUUAUAUUCAAUUCUUCCUACGCCAGAACCUAUUUGGACCACAAACUAUCCAUUAUAUACUGGAUUUGUAAAUCCUUUUAUGUUGUUUUAUUAUAUUUUCAGAAAAAGUAGGAAUAAUUAAACUUUAAACUUGACAAA